CUCUCCCUCAAACAAUUCCCGAAGUAGGCUGGCGUUAAAAAUCAUGUCAUUUCUCAUUGGUCUUUCAUCCCGUUUCUUCCUGUCUUCCGUCCGCAAAGUCCCCCGAAUCCCGAAUUUGCUGAAUGAAUUACCGGAAGUCCCGUUAUUCCGCCGCCGUCCCUCCCCCUCUUUCCGGCGGGCGCAGCGUACGCGUUUAGUUCAUUCGGUUGCCGUGUCAGUGGAGCAGCCGCUUCGUAGAGUACCUCGUAGUGACUGUGGUGCGCGUAGAAGGUUCUGUUUUCUCGCCAAGGAGUCCGCAAUGCCCACUGGGAAGCCGUUCGAGAGGCUGCCGGAGACGGUCAGACCCAAACACUACGUGCUGGAGCUGGUGCCGGACUUGAAAGCACUCAACUUCGACGGAAAUGCUGCCGUGCAAAUUGAGGUUGUGAAGCCAACAAACGAGAUCGUACUUAACGCCAUCGACUUAGAAAUCAAAGAGACGACUUUAAAAGGUGCCGAUGUCUUAACUCCCAUCUCGACAAACUUUUCCGUCGAAGAUGAAACCGUAACAUUUAAUUUCGCCAAAUCAAUCUCUCCCGGUUCUUAUUCGCUAAAUAUGCGAUUCAAAGGCGAACUCAACGACAAAAUGAAAGGUCUCUAUCGAAGCAAAUAUCAGAACCAAAAAGGCGAGGAACGCUACGCUGCCGUCACUCAAUUCGAGGCCACCGACGCUCGCCGGUGCUUCCCCUGUUGGGACGAACCGGCCCUUAAAGCCACCUUCGAUAUAACACUCACCGUUCCCAAAGAUCUAGUCGCUUUGAGCAACAUGCCUGUUAAACAAUCGAAAGAAGAGGGCGAUUUGAUUCGGUAUGAUUUCGCGACGACUCCCAUCAUGUCGACUUAUUUGGUUGCUUGUGUGGUUGGGGAGUACGACUACGUGGAGGAUAAGUCGACAGAUGGGGUGCAAGUGAGGGUUUACACCCCACGAGGGAAGAAAGAGCAAGGGUUGUUUGCGUUGGAAGUUGCAACGAAAGUGUUACCCUACUAUAAGGACUACUUCAAUAUUGCUUAUCCUUUACCGAAGAUUGAUUUGAUUGCUAUCGCUGAUUUUAGUGCUGGGGCUAUGGAAAAUUGGGGCCUUGUUACUUAUCGCGAGACUUGUCUUUUGGUCGAUCCUCAGAAUACUUCAGCGGUGCAAAAACAGUGGAUUGCGUUAGUGGUGGGUCAUGAAUUGGCCCAUCAAUGGUUCGGAAAUUUGGUUACGAUGGAAUGGUGGACGCAUUUAUGGCUUAAUGAGGGUUAUGCCUCAUUUGUUGAAUAUUUAUGCGUCGAUCAUUUGUUCCCCGAGUAUGAUAUUUGGACGCAAUUUGUCAAUGAUACUUAUAUAAGGGCAUUGGAGUUGGAUUGUUUGAAAAAUUCACACCCUAUUGAAGUUCCAGUGGGGCACCCGUCGGAAAUCGAUGAGAUUUUCGACGAUAUCAGUUAUAAUAAAGGCGCGUCGGUUAUCCGAAUGUUGCAUAAUUACAUCGGAGAUGAGGAUUUCCGAAAAGGGAUGAAUUUGUACUUAACUAAACACCAGUAUAAGAAUACCUUCACGGAGGACCUUUGGGCGGCCUUGGAGGAAGCUUCGAAUAAACCAGUGGGGGCUGUCAUGUCCACUUGGACCAAACAAAUGGGAUUUCCGGUGAUUAAAGUCACAAGUCGACCUGAUAACAACAAGGGAGUCGUUUUGACACUUUCCCAAAGUAAAUAUACGGCUGAUGGAUCAAAACCCCCAGAGGAUUUCUUAUGGAUGAUUCCGGUGUCGAUAAUCACCUCGAAACAAAAAAAUAAGACGAUCAGUACUGUGCUUAAGACGAAAGAAGCCGAGGUUGUGAUUCCGGAUGUGGGUCCAAACGAUUGGAUUAAAGUAAAUCCGGGGACUGUCGGGUUUUACCGGACUCAGUACGCUCCGGAUCUUCUUGCGAAGUUUAUUCCAGCGAUUAAAGACCGGAGUUUGCCACCGUUGGACCGUUUGGGGCUUCUGGAUGAUCUUUUCGCGAUGGUUCAAGCCGGUCAUACGAACACAGUCGAGGUUUUGACACUACUGGAAGCUUUCACCGACGAAACGGACUAUACAGUGUGGUCCUCGAUCAACAAUGUUUUGGUCAAACUAAACAUGUUGUUGAGUUAUACCGACUGUGCAGAGGAUUUUAAAACGUACCAAAAACGCAUUUUGAGCAAAAUAUACAAACGGUUGGGUUGGAACCCCAAGGCCACGGAGCGCCACCUCGACACCCUUCUCCGGGGGUUGGUUUUGGGUCGUUUGUCGUGGCUUGACGACGAGGACACCAUCGCCGAGGCUAAAAAGCGUUUUGAAGGUCACGUCAAUUCUAGUCAAACUUUACCGGCAGAUUUACGAAGUGCCUGUUACAAAACCGUACUUAGAGCAGGGGGCGAAGACGUCUACAACACCCUUUUGAAAUUGUACAGAUCGGUGGAUUUGCAUGAGGAGAAAGAUCGGAUUAGUCGAGCGUUAGGUGCGGCGAAGGACCCUGAGAUCUUGUCGCAAGUCUUGAAAUUCGCCAUAUCGGAGGAAGUAAGGGCGCAAGACACCGUCUUUGUGAUUAUUUCCGUGGCGAUAUCUCGCGUUGGAAGAGACCUCGCGUGGCGAUUUUUCGUCGAUAAUUGGACGCUGUUCAACGAUAGAUAUAAAGGGUUUCUAUUGACGAGAUUGGUGAAGUUCGUAGCUGAGAAUUUCGCCAGUGAGGAGUCGGCGAAGGAGGUUGAGGAGUUUUUCAAAACUCAUGAUAUCUCGGGGACGGAAAGGACAGUUCAGCAAGCCGUUGAGACGAUCAGGUUGAAUGUGGCGUGGUUGAAACGCGAUACAAAUGCCAUAAAGAAUUACCUCACUAGCAACUGAGUUUACUUAAUUUUUUUCUUGUCUGUUUUCUACGAUAAGGAUCGUUUUUGCCAGUGACUGUAACUAUUUGUUUUUAUUAUUUUUUUAAUGUUUUGUAGCAGCGAUACAGUUAGUUGUAAUUGUAAAUUAUCUAAUAAAUGGUGAUUUAUUCACAGUUUUGCUUUA
This is a messenger RNA of Tribolium madens (black flour beetle), 3046 nucleotides long. Its product is annotated as puromycin-sensitive aminopeptidase. Gene Ontology annotation, molecular function: peptide binding; metalloaminopeptidase activity; zinc ion binding. Bases 44 to 2881 code for a protein of 945 amino acids. Gene Ontology annotation, cellular component: cytoplasm. The record is from RefSeq and is a predicted model, not a curated record. NCBI's taxonomy places the organism in Eukaryota, Metazoa, Arthropoda, Insecta, Coleoptera, Tenebrionidae. Gene Ontology annotation, biological process: proteolysis; peptide catabolic process. The transcript is spliced from 4 exons.